GGCAGUGCAGUCUGCAGUGGUAUCCCAUUUUCUUUCCCGCCGUAGUUGUGGGCGAUUCGCAAUCAAAUCGCCGCCGUGGAAAUGAUAACCCACGGCCUCACUCAACAAAUCGGCAAUUUCAAGCCCCUCUACUUCGUCUCUUCUCCCCGCCUUCCUCUCCGCCUGGAAAACCACUCUCCCCGCCACUUCUCGCCGAGAAACACCCUCCCUUUCCCUCUCCUCGCCUCUCUCCGCCGUGACUCUUCCUUCGAUGCUGAAGCGCAGCACGAACCCCGUCGGAUUCUCUCUGGAAGCCGGCGGGAGGUCCUUCUCCUCCCCUCCUUGGCCGCUGCUGCAGGCCUCCUCCACUCCAUCUCUGCUGCGCGGGCGGAGGAGAAGCCUCCUCAGCCUUCUUCUGACACCGCCGUCGUCGACACCAGGGAGGAGAAAAAGGAGAAGAGUGAGGAAGGGGAGGCAGCAAUUGUGUCUAGGGUUUACGAUGCGACUGUGAUAGGGGAGCCUCUGGCGGUGGGUAAGGAUAAGAGGAGGGUGUGGGAGAAGCUGAUGGGGGCUCGGAUUGUUUAUCUUGGGGAGGCCGAACUGGUCCCCGAUCGUGAUGAUAGGGUUUUGGAGCUGGAGAUACUGAAGAAUCUUCGGAGCCGAUGCUUGGAGCAGCAGAGGUCAAUCUCAGUGGCGCUUGAGGCCUUUCCUUGUGAUCUCCAAGAACAGCUCAAUCAAUUUAUGGAUGGAAGGAUUGACAGCAAAAGCUUAAGGUCUUACACCUCUCAUUGGCCACCGGAGCGUUGGCAGGAAUAUGAACCUCUUUUAAACUACUGUCUUCAAAAUGAUGUAAAACUUGUUGCUUGUGGUACUCCGCUACAGAUUUUAAGAAAUGUUCAAGCUGAAGGUAUUCGAGUAUUUUCCAAGAGUGAGCGGAAAUUAUAUGCUCCUCCAGCUGGUUCUGGCUUUAUUUCUGGCUUUACGUCUAUUUCUGGGAGGUCAUCAAUAGACAAAAUACUUUCCAAACAAUCAACUUCUUUUGGUCCUAGUUCAUACUUAUCUGCUCAGGCCAGGGUUGUUGAUGAGUACACCAUGUCCCAAAAUAUCACACGAGCAAUGGAGGAUGGAGGUUCUGCAGGCAUGCUUGUAGUAAUAACAGGGGCAAGCCAUGUUAUGUAUGGAUCAAGAGGGAUAGGUAUUCCCGCUAGAAUGUCCAAGAAACUGCAAAAGAAAAACCAAGUUGUCAUAUUGCUUGAUCCUGAAAGGCAAGACAUCCGCAGAGAAGGGGAGGUUCCUAUUGCUGAUUUUUUGUGGUAUUCUGCUGCUAAACCAUGUAACAGAAACUGCUUUGACCGUGCUGAAAUAGCGCGAGUAAUGAAUGCUGCUGGCCGAGAGAGGGAAGCUCUACCUCAGGACCUUCAAAAAGGAUUGGAUCUUGGUGUGGUAUCACCAGAAAUACUGCAGAACUUUUUUGACCUGGAAAAGUACCCGUUCAUUGCAGAGCUCAUUCACCGUUUCCAGGGCUUUAGGGAAAGAUUGCUGGUUGAUCCUAAAUUUCUGAAUAGGUUGGCAAUAGAAGAAGCUAUAUCAAUAACAACCACCUUGUUAGCCCAGUAUGAACGGCGUAAAGGGCGUUUUUUUGAUGAAAUUGACUAUGUUAUAACGGAUACCAUCAGAGGGACAGUUGUUGAUUUCUUUACUGUUUGGCUUCCCGCCCCAACCCUGUCUUUUCUCACCUAUGCUAAUGACAACCCCACUUCUGAGAACUUUGAAUUAUUUAAGGGUCUUCUGGGAUCCUUUCCAGACAAUGCUUUCCAAAAGAGUAUCAUUGGGAAGGACUGGGAUUUGAGUCAGCGGUUUGCAGCAGUGAUUCUUGGUGGCCUUAAACUUGCUGGGGUUGGUUUUGUUUCUGGUAUUGGGGCCGGAAUUACUACAGAUGUAUUAUAUUCUAUUCGCCGACUUCUGAAUCCUACAUCUACUGCUGAUGGAGGGCGGAAAAGAGCUCCCAUAGUCAAGUCAGCAGUUAUCUACAGCUGUUUUCUUGGGACGUCCGCAAAUCUGCGCUAUCAGAUUAUUGCCGGUUUAGUGGAGCACCGAUUGUCUGAUAAUUUGUUGUCCUUUCCCAAUGGAGCUUUGCUUGUGAAUAUGUUGUCUUUUGUUGUUCGCACUAUCAAUUCUUACUGGGGAACCCAGCAAUGGGUUGAUCUGGCCCGGUUUACAGGAUUACAACAGCGAAAAGUAGAGUCAGUUUGUGAUCAAAUUUCUGAUCCUCCUAACACACCUCUCCUGAACUGCCCAGGCCCUUCUGCCAAAGCAGAAAAUGCGGAAGAUGGCAGUAAUGAGCCAGAUGGUACUCCUACUUAGUUGGAAAAUAAGCCCAAAACCAUUCCACGCCUUCAAACUAGUGAUAACAGUCAAAAGAAGGCAUUGUCCCUGCUGCCAUAUGUAAUGUUGUAAAUGAUCUUCAGUCAUGCACAAGCAUUU
This is a messenger RNA of Dioscorea cayenensis subsp. rotundata (Guinea yam), 2463 nucleotides long. RefSeq names its product protein RETICULATA-RELATED 5, chloroplastic-like. NCBI's taxonomy places the organism in Eukaryota, Viridiplantae, Streptophyta, Magnoliopsida, Dioscoreales, Dioscoreaceae. The transcript has 7 exons. The coding region runs from base 82 to 2343 and encodes 753 amino acids. The record is from RefSeq and is a predicted model, not a curated record.